AUAUUUCAUUUUUGCUUCCCCAGGUUGUGAUCCCCACCCAGUUUUCAGGGCAGUGGGAGGACACUUCCAGGGCAGUGGCUCCCUGAGCACCCCCUAACAGUUCUCGAUGUGAGUCCCAAGCAGGAUGCACCAUGUCUCCCCUGCACCAGCUCUGACCAUGAUGGCCACCCAGACCGUGCCUCCUCCUCCUCCCUACCAGGACACCCCGCAGAUGACAGCCACAGCCCAGCAAAGCCUAGAACAGCUGGAAAGCAAACCAUUCUCCCCUCAGCCAUGUUUCUUCCUCCUCCUACUCUCUGCCAGCCCCAAACCUUUCCUGGGGGCCCAGAGCAGCAUUGCCCCCAUUGUCAAUACUGGGGAGCGCGGGGUGAUGCUGCACCCUCUGUUCCCGCUGCUGACGCUGCUCUUUGAGAAGUGUGAGCAGGCCACGCAGGGCUCAGAGUGCAUCACCUCGGCCAGCUUCGAUGUCGACAUCGAGAACUUUGUCCACCAGCAGGAGCAGGAACACAAGCCCUUCUUCAGCGACGACCCCGAGCUGGACAACCUGAUGGUGAAGGCCAUCCAGGUGCUGCGCAUCCACCUCCUGGAGCUGGAGAAGGUCAAUGAGUUGUGCAAGGACUUCUGCAACCGCUACAUCACCUGCCUCAAAACCAAGAUGCACAGUGACAACCUACUCAGGAACGACCUGGGGGGGCCCUACUCCCCCAGCCCCUCCUCCAUCAGCCUCCACCCCCAGGAGAUGCUGCAGAGCUCUCCAGCAGCGCUGCCGCCGGCCUCCAACCCCCCUGCGGGCAUCGUGGUGCCCGCGGCCACUCUGCCCCCUGGCAACCUGGCCAUGGGCACCGGCAGCAGCUCGCCCGCCGUGCCAGGUGGAGCCUUGUACCAGCCCGUGACCAUGGUGACGUCGCAGGGCCAGGUGCUCGCCCAGGCCAUCACCCCUGGCGCCCUGCAGAUCCCCAAUGCCCAGGUGAACCUGGAUCUCACCUCCCUCCUUGAUGGUGAGGACAAGAAGUCCAAGAACAAGCGGGGGGUCCUGCCCAAGCACGCCACCAACAUCAUGCGCUCAUGGCUCUUCCAGCAUCUCAUGCACCCCUACCCCACAGAGGAUGAGAAGAGGCAAAUUGCUGCCCAAACCAACCUGACCCUCUUGCAAGUCAACAACUGGUUCAUCAACGCCCGGCGGCGCAUCCUGCAGCCCAUGCUGGACGCCAGCAACCCGGACCCAGCCCCCAAAGCCAAGAAAAUCAAAUCCCAGCACCGGCCCACGCAGCGGUUCUGGCCCAACUCCAUCGCCGCCGGCGUCCUGCAGCAGCAGGGGGGCAACGCAGGGACAAACCCUGAUGGCUCGCUCAGCAUGGACAACCUGCAGCCCCUGUCAUCAGCCACUGCCACCAUGGCCAUGCAGCAGGCGAUGCUGGCAGCCCACGAUGACUCCCUGGAUGGCACUGAGGAAGAGGAGGAGGAUGAGGAGGACGAGGACGAGAUGGAGGAGGAGGAGGAAGAGGAGGAAGAGCUGGAGGAAGAGCCUGGUGGCCUCCCAGCAGCACCUGGUGCUGACCUUGGUUUGGACCACAGUGACUCACUGGAAUAGCUCCUCCUGCACCCUCCCAAAUCAUUGACAGCACCAGAUACAAAAUUCCCCCGAAAUGCAAAAAAAAAAAAAAUAAAGGCAAGAAGAAGAAAUGAGUGAGAAAAAAGCAAACUGGCAGCGCUGGCAGAGGCCCUGGCUGCCCCAGAGCGCAGGGACCACCAUGGCAGCGCCCAGAAGUGGACACACGUUUACAAGGCACAUAUUGUGGCCAGAUUAAUCUCUUAUUUCAGGUUUUGUUUUUCUUUUUCCCUUCAUUUUUGGGUAAGCAAAAGCAUUUUUAGGGGAAGUUGUUUUCCCCACGUGACGCUCGGAUGCUGGUGGGCAGUGCUGGGUGGGCCACUGCGCCCAUCCCUUGGAUUUCCUGGUGCAAAGAAAAGCCAAACCAACCCCAGGACUUGAUGCUUUUUGGAUUUUUCCCCCAGAAAGGUCAUUCACAGGCAUAAACACUGGCAUGGAGGGGGAAGAAAAAUAAUCAGCGAGUGCAAAUUCUGCUAUAUCCAAGGAGGGUUUGGUGCUCGACUCAUGGGAUUGCCCAAACCUCCCAACUUUGGCCCCGAUGCUGAGGCUGCUUGGUGACUCUGGAUACAGCUUUCUGGAAAAGGGAGGAAAUUCCUCCAAAUCCUUUAAUUUAUGUGCUAAAACCUCUGCUGAAUCUGGAAAAAAUCCAACUAACCCCAUUCUCGUCUUUAAGGGCUGAGAUUGGAGGCAGAGUUGGGGCAAAGGCUGCCGGAAGUAAAACUUUUCCAAAGGCAUUUUGGCACAGAGUUAGUUAAAAGUGGGGGGAAAAUCGGUUUAAAAGAACUCAAGAUUUCACCCAAAAUUGAAUGGUGAUGUGCAAGACUCACCUGGGUGGAAGGAAACAAAGUAUUGUUGCUUAAAAGAUGAUUUCUCCCUGGUAUUGUCCCUCCACAUGGCAAAAUGGAGGAGCUUUAGCCCCAUGGGGGAGGGCAACUGCCAAAAACCCUGUAUUUUGGGUUUUUUAAUUUUAAAUGCUCGCAAAAGGGUGGAUUCGCCUUAAAAUGUGGCAUGGGAGGAAAUGCAAAAGCAAACCAGGGCAAAAAUAAAAGGAAUUGUCUUCUGCAGGUUCCUGCUCUAAAUGUGAGAUUCUAGGAGAAGGAUCAUUUUCUUGGAGGCUUUUUGCCCAUAUUGUCCUUUUUUUUUCCUGGCUCUUGAAGAGUUGACAAAAGAACCUGAACAAGAGCUGGGAUUAAAAGAACAAGUGAUGCAAUGGGCAGAAAUGCCUAUUUUUGGAUACUGAUCUGGCGUGAAUGUAAUCUGUAAUUUCAUAAAGGAUUCAUUGUAAUUUAGUAUUAAUUCCUGGCCAUUUAUUAUAAAGUGCUACAAGAUGA
Molecule: messenger RNA, 2940 nt
Organism: Zonotrichia albicollis (white-throated sparrow)
Lineage: Eukaryota; Metazoa; Chordata; Aves; Passeriformes; Passerellidae
Source: RefSeq, a predicted model, not a curated record